AUGGCGCCUGUCAAGCCGUCCGUACGGCAAUUUAGCUCCUGUUUCCGAUGCGUGCGCGGCGAUGUAUCGUUCAAUGGCGCGCCUCGGCGGUUCUUCUCUUCCUCAGCAGCUGCCCGCGAAGAGCUGCAGACGACAUCCUCCUCCACUCCACCACCGCCGCCGCCACCCUCUUCCACCCCGGCAGCCCCUGCGAAAGAUGCGGAAGCGCCAAAAGAAACCCCAGAAUACAUGAAGGAAUGGGGUGAAUUGGACCCAAACGCGGUAGAAUUGAAGCGCGACGAGCGUCGCCUGAUCCGAAGAGAAGGAAUCCAACCAAUUGGUUCUCGGCGUCGCCGUGCCAUCAUCGCUCGUACAGCGGCUGCGAAGGCCGAGCAGAUCCCAUUCGAGCAACUCCCGUACCAAUGCUUUCAGGAGGCUCGAAAAGUCCUGCUGGCGGACCGCGAAGAGAAGCUGAAGGAAAUCAAAACGCAGAUUACGAGGAUAGAGAAUUUGAAGGCGCAAGACCCGGUUGUGAGCGGUGGACAGGUCAAGAAGGAGACGAGAAUGAGGAGUAUGCAGAAUCACCUGAACGAAUUGGUCAUUCUUGCCGACAUUAACGACCCGGUGGUCAAGAAGAAGUUUGAGGAUGGAGAGGGUGACAUGAAUAAGCCCAUCUAUCGCUAUCUGGCAGACCAGAAGUGGCGCAAGUACAAGCGUCUCGUCGUCGAACAGCGUAUAGAGCAGUUCAACCUCGUUCCGGAUCUUUUGCCUACCUUUGAUCCUAUUGCAGACGUCGACCUUGCCUUCGGUCGAAAGAAUGUUCCUAUCGGUGACUUCGUCGACUCAGCCGUUAGCGAGAACCCGCCACGCCUUAACGUACAAACUUUUGAGCGAGGCCAGAAGCUGGUAACGGUGGUAAUGGUAGAUGCUGAUGUGCCUAUCCCUGAGAAGGAUAGUCUCACGUACCGGUGCCACUUCAUUGCCUCAAACAUUCCCAUCGCGCCCGACCAAACGUCCGUUCCGCUGAACCUUCUUCAGCAGCAGUCUCGAAAGACCAAGAAUGUGGAGGAGCAAAAGGUAGCGCUGUCCUGGUCCGCCCCGUGGGCUCAUAAGGGCGCGCCGUAUCACCGCAUGGCUAUCUUUGUCCUGGAGCAAAAGGAUGCGCAGGCGUUGAAUAUCUCCGAGAUCAGAAAGAACGAGAAGAGGGACGGCUUCAUCUUGCGAAGUUUCGUUGACAGAAUGAAGUUGAAGCCGAUUGGCGUGACUUUAUUCAGAACCAAGUGGGACGAGAGCAUGGAAGGCGUCAUGAAGAGAAAUGGUUUGAAGGAUGAGGUCAAUGUUGAAUUCAAGCGCAAGAAGAUAGAACCGCUACCGUACAAGAGGAGGACGGAACGCAUGCGGUAG
This is a messenger RNA of Didymosphaeria variabile, 1383 nucleotides long. It is a transcript of the gene MRPL35, whose product is annotated as mitochondrial 54S ribosomal protein YmL35. The record is from RefSeq and is a predicted model, not a curated record. Bases 1 to 1383 code for a protein of 460 amino acids. Lineage: Eukaryota; Fungi; Ascomycota; Dothideomycetes; Pleosporales; Didymosphaeriaceae. The transcript is spliced from 2 exons.